AUGGCUUUACGCCUACUCCCGUUCGCUCCUGCUGCCAAUAUGUCGCGCUCCCUCCUUUCCGAAACGGCUCCUGUCUCCGGAUUCACUCGGUUCCUUAAACCCAUCGCAACCAGCGCUCUCCUACAACCCGUCUCAAUUUCCCUCAACAUCCCGGGAAUUCUGACUGAUCUGUGGGAAUCUGUCCUGCGCGCCGUCCCCAAAAAGAAAACCUCCCACAUGAAGAAGCGUCAUCGCCAAAUGGCCGGCAAGGCGCUUAAGGAUACGACCAACCUCGUCAAAUGCCCUGGCUGUGGCCAAAUCAAGCGUGCCCAUCUUUUGUGCCCACACUGUGUCAAAGAUAUCAAGGAGUCGUGGAAGGCCCUGGAGACCGCAUGA
Penicillium antarcticum is the source of this 375-nucleotide messenger RNA. RefSeq names its product mitochondrial 54S ribosomal protein bL32m. Gene Ontology annotation, cellular component: mitochondrial large ribosomal subunit. Gene Ontology annotation, biological process: translation. Bases 1 to 375 code for a protein of 124 amino acids. NCBI's taxonomy places the organism in Eukaryota, Fungi, Ascomycota, Eurotiomycetes, Eurotiales, Aspergillaceae. The transcript is spliced from 2 exons. Gene Ontology annotation, molecular function: structural constituent of ribosome. The record is from RefSeq and is a predicted model, not a curated record.